CCGCCCGGCGCUCGCUCUUCCUUUUCCGCCGGGGCGCGCUACGGCAGAUGGUCCUAUGCCCGGGGUGCUAAUGAAAUCAAGGUGUGGUGCUGGAAAUGAACUGGUACAACUUCUAGAAGAGAAGGUGUGGUCCCCCUCGACCCCCAUCAAUAACUGAGUCCCCGAGGGCGGGGGCAAGUGGCGCCUUCUUCGGCUGAAACAAGUAAGAUUAUUUCCUCGGCUGAGGACUUCAUUAAACCUUUCUCUCGUUCCGUCUCCCUCUCUUCCUUAAAAUCUCAUAAGUCACAAAUAAUCCAAAAACUUCCUUCCCCUUGUCCUUCUGUUGUUAUUGACAUGUCUGCCCAAGAAAAAUCAGCCAAUUGCCCCAAGAAACACAGGUCCCUCUACCCCUCUUUGCCUGAUCGCUCAGAGGAUACCUCUCCCUCCCCAAAACAGGACCUCACCUUCCCCGUUCUUAAAAAAUCAAAUUCCUCUGAUCAAUUAGACCCUUCAGAGGAGGGUACUGACUGGCCACAAAAUACUCUUGCCCUCAAUAAUCUCCCACCCUAUCCCUCUGCUCCCAAUCUUUGUGCCCUGGCCUUCCGUCUCCAAGCAUCUCAAACUGAGCUACUUUUGCAAGCCAAGGAGAGCUUAUCCAAACAAGUUGCCGACCUCAAGGAGAUCCUUUCUUUACAAAAACAAUAUGCAGACCUCUUCACUGAGCUCUCCUCCCUCCAAAAGACUUUCAAGGAGACACUUUUCGCUAGUCCUCCUCAAAAACAUCAACCCAAGCCCUCCAAAAGACACAGGUCUUCCUCAAAAGCUAAGUUCCCCUUAGGCUUCCCUGUUAACACGAGGCAAAGGGCUCGAGAGGUCCCGUCUUCUGACGAUGACUCCACUUGUCAUAAUGAGGACGAGGAGUCUGAUCAAGAAGAGGACAAGACUAAGGAGGGUGAAUAUAAAAGACUUAAAUUUAAACUGCUUAGAGAUCUCAACAAUGCAGUUAGGACUUAUGGGCCCACUGCCCUGUUCACAGUGUCUAUACUUGAGGCCCUCUCUGGGGGAGGAUACCUUACCACAGCCGAAUGGUUCAGAGUUACCCAGGCAGUCCUUCCUCGGGGACAGUUCCUAUCCUGGAAGGCCGACUUCAUGGAUAGGUGUCGAACUCUCGCGGCCCAAAACCAAAAAAAACCCUCGGGCCCCAGAGGCUGCUUGGACCUUUGAUAAACUCACUGGUCAGGGAAAGUUCCUGUCAGAAAGCCGACAACUUAAGUUGCCUACAGGCCUCCUGGCCCAGGUCAAAGAGGCCGCCUUCGGCGCAUGGAGAGCUGUUCCUACAAAAGGAUCACUUACUACGCCACUGACCAAAAUUAUUCAGGGCCCUCAAGAACCCUACAGUGACUUUGUGGGCAGACUUUUAGAAACGGCGGAAAGGGUGUUGGGGCCUGAAGAGGCUAAUGGCAAAUUUUUAAAACAGGUGGCUUAUGAAAAUGCUAAUUCAGCUUGUAAAGCUAUUCUUAGAGGGCAUAGAAAAAAUAAGACGCUUGAUGAUUUUGUUAGGCUCUGCGCCGAUGUAGACACCUUUUCCCACAGAAUUUCUCAGAGUAUACAUCUAGCAGUGAGGGCUGCCCUGCAAGCUGCCAAUCCUCCCCCUAAGGGCUGCUUCAGAUGUGGCCAGCUCCGGCAUUUUGCCAGACAAUGCCGCAAAGUACAAGGCUCUCGGCAUCCUUCCAUUGGGCCAACUAAUGCCCCCAUGCGGGCUCUUAAUAAACCUAUGCCUGCCACAAUUUGCCCUAAAUGUAAGAGGGGAAAACAUUGGGCUAAUCAAUGCCGUUCCAAAACAGAUGCAUUUGGAAAUCCACUCACCCCUUCAUGGAAACCGGUGGAGGGGUCAGUCUAGGACAGGCACAAGUCUCCCUUCAAAAUCCUCCAGUCCCUUACCCUCUGUCACCGCAGGAAACGCAGGACUGGACCUGUGUGUGCCUCCUCCAACACAAUAUUAUAUUAACACCUGAGAAUGGCGUACAGAUCCUUCCCACGGGUAUUUCUGGGCCCCCCCUCCCAGCAUGUUUUACCUUAUUCUUGGGCGGGCAUCUUCCACCUUAAAGGGCCUCGCCAUACAUCCUUCCGUGGUCGGCAACGACUAUACUGGAGAGAUUAAAAUUUUGGCUAGCGCUACUCUAGGUCCCAUUUGUCUUUCUAAAGGACAGCGAAUUGCACAGGCUCUUCCCCUUCCUUUACAUGGCCAAUAUCCGGCCUUAGGUGGGCCCCGUGGGGUAACUGAGCCAGGGUCUUCUGAUAUCUAUUGGAUCCAGGCCAUUUCGAGGGAUCGGCCUACCUUGCACCUUUAGUUAGACAAAAAAUGGUUCGUAGGCAUUGUAGGCACUGGGGCAGAUGCCACGGUCCUUUCUAAGGAUCAUUGGCCUUCGGCUUGGCCCCUACAACCUUCCCUGACUCACCUGCAAGGCAUUGGCCAAUCUAAAAAUACCUUACAAAGUUCUAAAAUUUUGACCUGGGAGGACUCCGAGGGAAACUCUGGUGCAGUCCAGCCAUAUGUGGUUGAGUCCCUCCCUGUUAACCUAUGGGGCUGAGAUAUCCUUGCCCAGAUGAAAUUAAUGAUGUGUAGCCCCAGUGAAAUAAUUGCUAGUCAGAUGUUACAUCAAGGCUUCUUGCCCGGUCAGGGCCUGGGAAAAAAUAAACAAGGUAUGACCCAGCCUGUUGUCAUUCAACAAAAAUCUGACCGCUCAGGGCUAGGGUUUCAAAUUUUUUCCUAAGGGCCAUUGCGCCUCCUGCACUACAGGCAGAUAAAAUCACUUGGAAGAGUGAUGCCCCUGUCUGGGUAGAUCAGUGGCCCAAUGGCCCCUCUCCUCUAUAAAACUGACAGCGGCCUUAGAGUUAGUGCAGGAACAACUGGCCGCUAGACAUAUUGAGCCUUCCACAUCUCCUUGGAAUACACCCAUCUUUGUUAUACAAAAAAGGUCAGGAAAAUGGAGACUCCUACAAGACCUUCGAGAGAUUAAUAAAACCAUGAUUCCCAUGGGGGCUUUACAACCGGGCCUACCCUCCCCGGUCGCCAUUCCUAAGGGCUAUUUUAAAAUAGUCAUUGAUCUCAAAGAUUGUUUUUUAUCCCUCUCCAUCUGGAGGAUUGCAAGUGCUUUGCGUUUAGUCUUCCCAUUACAAAUUUCAUCGGGCCUGUGCUAUGCUUCCAAUGGAGGGUUUUACCAUUGGAAAAAUGGUAUAUAGUCCCAUGGCUAAUAGUCCCACCCUUUGUCAAAAAUUUGUUGCUCAGGUUGUAGACCCCUUUCGCCUUCGCUUUCCCUCCCUCUAUGUCACUCAUUAUAUGGAUGACAUUCUUUUGGUGGGCCCCGAUGUUAAACAAUUACAUUCUGCCUCCCAACAACUUGUGGCUGCCCUUCAACAAUGAGGCCUCCUAGUUUCUCCAGAUAAGGUUCAACUAAGCCCCCCUCACCUGUUUUUGGGUUUUGAGCUCUUUCCCCAUAAAAGUUUCCCAAAAAAUACAGUUAAAGAAAAAUUCCCUUUGAACCCUUAAUGAUUUUCAACGACUUCUGGGUGAUAUUAAUUGGCUGCAGCCUUAUUUAAAAAUAACCACAGGAGAACUUAAGCCUCUUUUUGACAUCCUCAGGGGAGAUUCUGACACACACACACACACACACACACACACACACACACACACACACACACACCCGUCAAUUGACCCCAGAGGCCAUCCAGGCUCUCUCCCCAUUGUUGUAAAUAAUACCUUCACUUACCUCUAUGCACCUAAUGAUACCUAUCUUGCCUGCUCAUCUGGGUUGACUCCUUUUAUUGUUUCUGAUACCUUACUUAAAAACAAGGAUUACUGUGUGCUUGUUCAGCUCUUCCCCCACCUUACAGUCCAUUCACCAGAUGAAUUCCUGAGAUUUUGGGAAGAGGACUCAUUCCGUCCAGAGUCAAAAGGGAACCUGUCACUGCUGUCACCAUCGCUGUGCUCCACAGUCUGGGAGCAGCCGGGGCAGGUACCAGGAUUGCUUCACUGGUUACAUCCCAACAACAGUAUCAUCAACUCAGCACAGCCAUUGAUCGUGACGUUCAGGAGUUUCAAAGUUCCCUAGCCUAUCUCAAAGAGUCCUUCUCCUCUCUUGCAGAAGUAGUGUUACAAAGUAGAUGAGGCCUAGAUUUGGUUUUUCUCCAACAGGGAGGCCUCUGUGCAGCCCUCAAAGAAGAAUGCUGCUUUUAUACUGAUAAAACAGGGUUGGUGGAAGACAGUCUUAAGAGAGUCCGAGAAAGCUUAGAAAAAAGACAGCAAGAUAGAGAAAAAAGCAAAGCUUGGUACAAAAAUUGGUUUUCCGCCUCCCCCAUGUUAACAACUCUUUUACCCAGCAUUCUUGGGCCCCUUGUUGGCCUUCUGCUUCUUACCUCGUUUGGGCCAUGGGCCUUUAAAAGACUCACUGAUCUCGUUAAGAGUCAGGUGGAUUCAGCUGUUAAUAGGCCAGUUCAUUAUCAUUGCCUUAACAUAAGCGAUAGUGACCCUGACUGUUACGAUGAGCCUCCCCUCUCACUAAAAACGGGCCUUGACUUUUCGUUGCUCAGCCACAAACAAAAAACAGGCUGGAGCCUCAGCUGAUUGUGGAGACAUCAAUGACAGGAGUAGCCUGACGCCAUGCACCAGAGGCACACCCCCCAACAGCUGUGGGGUCCUCAAUGACGGGAUUAGCAUGGGUCCGCAGGCCAGAAGCACACCCCUCGGAGGGUGCUGGACGUGGGUGCAACUCAUGUAGCCUAAGACAGAGGCUCCACCUUUUAUUAAAGGGUGCUGGUCAUGGAGGCACAUCAUGUAGCCUAAGACAGAUGCUCCACAGAAGUAAAAAUAAAAGGGGGAAAUGUCCGGGACUGACCUCAAGCUAAGAUAACUACCUUAGGUAGUUAAAAUUCCUUGGUUGAUUGCAAACAUCCCUUGCGCAAACAUUUAGAUUAGAAUCUGUCCCGAGCAAAGAAUAGGCACGCACUUUCCAAGAAAAACUGCAAAAUGUUUCUUCCCAGGCCAGUUUAGAUAAGCUGCGCCCCCACCCUGUUUGCCAACUUCCUGACAACAGUGCUUAUAAGAUGUAAGACUUCCUCUAAUA
Psammomys obesus (fat sand rat) is the source of this 5102-nucleotide messenger RNA. RefSeq names its product endogenous retrovirus group K member 8 Gag polyprotein-like. Lineage: Eukaryota; Metazoa; Chordata; Mammalia; Rodentia; Muridae. Gene Ontology annotation, biological process: viral process. Gene Ontology annotation, molecular function: zinc ion binding; nucleic acid binding. The coding region runs from base 869 to 1879 and encodes 336 amino acids. The record is from RefSeq and is a predicted model, not a curated record. The transcript has 4 exons.